Messenger RNA from Glossina fuscipes, 6141 nucleotides. It is a transcript of the gene Root, whose product is annotated as rootletin. The transcript has 12 exons. The record is from RefSeq and is a predicted model, not a curated record. NCBI's taxonomy places the organism in Eukaryota, Metazoa, Arthropoda, Insecta, Diptera, Glossinidae. The coding region runs from base 1 to 6120 and encodes 2039 amino acids.
AUGCAAGCAUAUCGAGACAAUUUCAAGCAGACGCCUUGCCCGACUAAUUUGGAUCAAACAGCUGUUUCUACCUCUGCCCGUUUACCGUUUUCGAAGGGGCAACAUAAUCGAACGGUUAGCGAUCAUCAUCUGCCCGCAAAUGCAACUGUGAACCUAACCACGCCCAGAAUGUUAAGUCCUACAGUCUCGCAUGAAGGCGGCACAACGACAUCAGCUUUGUUGCGGCAAAACCAAGAGCUACGACAACGUUUAGCUGAUGAAGCUAAUAAUUAUCGAAGACGUUUGGAUACGUAUAAGCAGGCCCAACAAAACCAAGCUACUCUCGUUAGCCGUUUGCAAUCGAAAAUUCAACAAUAUCGGCAACGAUGCAGCGAUUUAGAAGAACGCAUGCAAGAGACCAUAAAGCCAUCAACGACUUGUCAUAUGCCUAAAUUAACGACAGGUCCUACUUCUAGUCAAGUCGUGUGCGCAACUUCUUUGACUUUAGGCCAUUCGAGUCAACCGUGUUCCUCUUCUUUAGAAACAACACCGCUUUCUCCGCCCACAUGUGGUGGUGGUCGAGAGUGCGUCGUCCACGAAGAUAGCAGUGAAUUGUGUCGGAAAUUAGAUGAAGAGCAUAAAAAAUGUGAACAAUUGAUGGCUCAAAAUAAUGCGUUGCGACAACAGUUAGAAGAAUCUAAUCACACCAAUGAAGCUUUAACUAAUGACUUGCAAAAGUUAACAAAUGAUUGGUCCAAUAUGCGAGAUGAAUUAAUGGCUAAAGAGGAUGAAUUUAAAGAAGAAGAACAGGCUUUUAAGGAUUAUUGCAAUAGCGAACAUAAUCGUCUAUUGAAAAUGUGGCGAGAGGUGGUAGCUGUAAAACGGGCCUUUAGGGAUAUAGAAACCGCUAUGAAAAACGAAGUGUCCAAAAUGGGUUUAGAAAUAAAUAGCACAACUAAGGAGUUAUUGGCUUCAUGUGGCGGUGUAGCUUUCAAUGUACAACAAGCUAAACGAGUAGUCGAUGAACAAUUAUUAGAAGCUAAACGUGAGAGCGAUGGUUUGCAAGGCCAACUGGCCACGUUGAAGGUGCAACAUGAAAGUGCUCGUCAUGAGAUCUUGGAACGUGAUCAACGUUUGCUGGAAUUAAUGAAUCAACUUAAGAAACUCGAAGAUCGUUGUGGUCAAGCCGAAUCUCAGGCCAUGCUAGCAAAUCGUUAUAAUGACGAAAUCGAACGUCUUAAUAAUUCAAUACGUGAAAUAGCCCAAGCUGUCGUUUUAGAUGCUGAGAUCGCCGAUCGUGAGACAACAGAUCAAGGGGUAGCUGCACGAGAGAGCAGCGAACCGUCCGCGCAUAUGCACACAGCUCGUGAUUCGUCAUCGGCCGUUCCAACAUCGGCAAAAUCUGGUCGCCGCUCUUCUUCGCGUACCUCGCACGCGUUUGCCGAAAGUACUAUAUCCGCAGUUCAGGCUGCUUUGCAUAAAUAUCAGUUAGCUCUGCAUGAUAUGCAAGUGAAAUUUCAAAAUACUGAUGAAAAUUUACGAUCUACGAGAACACAGUUGGACACAAGCGAAGGCACGAAAGCCCUUUUAACUACAAAAAUACAACAACUCACUGAAAAAUUAGAUGUGAGCAAUUCUAAACUUUCGGAAUUGUUGAAGGAACGUGACAGUUUGCAGAAGACGCUGGAUGAAAUUCGCCAACAGAAGCAACAAUCCGAACUGGGAAAAGCUGAACUUAAUAAUGCGUUUGAAAACUUGAGUACAGACUAUGAGAAACUUCAGUUUAAUUAUGGUAAACUGCAAAAGAAAAUCGAUUCAUUGGAAGAGGAUAAAAAGGCAGUCGAAUUGGAAAUCCAACGAAUACUUAAGGAUAAGAAUAUUACUGAGAUGAAUUUAAGAGCUGAAGAAGAUCGCGGCAGUCGUUUACGUGAGGAGACUAUAUCUUUGCGUGAAGAAUUAAAUCGCGUAAGCUUAAGUCGAGAUUUGCUUGAUCAACAACGCAUCGAAUCGGAUAAUUUGAUUAGUUUAUUAGAAAAGCAAAAAAAUGACUUAGAAUACGAUGUGGAUAAGUUAUUGGUGGAUAAAUGCGAUUUACAAGAGCGUCUAGAGAAAGUGUUUAGUAAUAAUUCAAAUACCUCUGACGAACUAAAAGCUAUGCAAAAUAAUUUAUGUGAAGCCCAAGAAGAGUGUAAAAAACUUGCGCAACAAUUGAAAGAGCAGAACAACGAAAUAGCUGAUCUUAAAAAAGAGCAUGCUCAGGUAGAAAAACUACGUCUAGAAUUGGAAACUGACAACCUUUCGUUUAGCGAAAAGUUGAAAUGCUUGCAAAUUGAAAAAGAAAAAAUUCUACAAGAUUUGGCUUGUAUAACGCGUGACCGUGGCGAUAUACACAAUCAACUUACGGCUAUGUGUCGCAGAAAGGAAACGCUUAACGAAGACCUUAUGCGUUGCCGGCAACGCCUAGAGCAGACUACAGAAACGAACAACCGUUUGAAUAGAAAUCUUGAGGAAAUGAUUAAGGAUGUGGAAGAAAAACAAGUGGUUAUUGAUUUACAUGAGAAAGAAACACAUCGUCUGCAGGAAUUAUUGGCAUCACUACGAUCGGAGAAAGAGUCGCUUGACGCGGUACUCUUCGAUACCAACACUUCAUUAGAGGCAACCGAAGAGAAACGCGCUCAAUUGGAGAAAGAACUGCAAGAAGCUUUAGUGCGAGAAGAGUCCUUCAAGAAUAAUGUGGUUCGUUUGCAAAAAGAAUUAGAGCAGAGUCAAAGACGGGCCCAGGAGACAAAGACCCAACUAACGAAUGCCGCUCGUGCGGCAGAGAAUGAAUUCAAUCAAACAAUCUCUAAUUUAAAGGCAUCAGCAGAAGAAACGGCAAAAAAGAAUAGUGAUGAAAUGCAACAAUUACGCUCCGCUUUAGAGAAACGUAUGCAACAAGCUCUACAAGCUCUGCAAACAGCUAAAGACGAGGAUAUUGAAAAACAAGAAGAACGCUUGGAAGCUUUGCAAACACAUUUGGAAAAUCUAGUACAACAGCAUGAAGAAGCUCUGAUUAGAGCUGAAAAUGAAAAACAACAGGCUUUACUAAUGGCUCAUCGCGAUAAACAAGCGAUCGCGGAAAAAUUAGAUGCUGUCAAACGGGAAUUAAAAUCCGAACAGGAAGCUUUAGAAAGAUCUAAGAGAGAACAUAACGCACGAGACGAGAAGCAACGUAAUGCAAUCGCGCAACUUAAGGACGAAAUGGUUAUCAUGCGAACCAAAGAGGAAGAACAAAAGGUUAAACUGGAAGAGUCCAUACGAAAGCAAGAGAUUCAAGCAAAUGCUCUUAAAGAAGAACAAGACAAUCUUUUACGUCUUAACGAUGAGCUAAAAAUGGAUAUUAGAUUGAAAGAAGACAAGCUGGAGUCCUUGAACAAUGAAUUACAAGAUACUUUGCGUAAAAUUAAAGAAAGUGAAGGCUACACUGAAGGUCUUCGCAAAGAAUUAACUGAUGCACGACGUCAAUUGGCCGAUAGCAAUGUUGAACGCGAUAAGUAUGCCAACAGCAAUAAAGAACUAAGGGAUCACGUUAAAAGGGCUGAAAGUGCUAAGCGUGAACAAACUAGGGCAGUAGAGGAAGCUUUGCAAAAGAUUAACAAUUUAGAAGAAAACAAAAACACAUUGGAAAACGAACGGACCCGUUUAACAACUAUACUUAAAGAAACGGAAAAUAAUUUGACUAAAGCAACACAAGAGUUAAAUACAACGAAGAGUUCUUUGCAAAAGACGCAAAAGGAGUUCGCUCAGAAAGACGAAGGUGGAAAAGAAUUGCAAAAUAAAUUAAUUGCCGAAACCGAGUUAAAAGAGCGAGCUCAACAAGAAUUAAAUCAGAUUAAGAAACAGUUGGCCGACUUAGAAUCGAAUCUUUGUGCAACAAGGCAAGAACUGGGACGAGCACGUUGUCAUGCCAACCAAGAAGAGCAUCGUUUUCACAAUCGCGAACAGGAAUUAGUGGCCCGUAUUGAAGAAGCGCGAAGUCGUGAGAAACGUCUUGAAGAUCAGAAGCAUAAUUUAGAAGUGUGCCUGGCCGACGCCACGCAGCAAAUUCAAGAACUAAAAGCCCGCUUGGGCGGUGCGGAAGGACGCAUAAGAGCGUUGGACGAGCAGCUAGCUUGCGCAGAGUUACAUAAACGUGAUGCGGAGCAUAAGCUGCACUCAGUAAUUCAUACAUUACGGCGUAUUGCAGGAAUACAAAUGGACGGCAGCGUUAAUUUAUCGCAUCGACUUGUAAGUCCCUCAAGACGUUAUAGCCCGAUACGUAGCGUAGCCGGAGCUGUAGCAUCCAGUUGCCAUGACUACGACGCUAGAAGCACUUCUAACUGUCCCGAAGGUCCAACUUUAGAAAUAGAUCCGGACCUUAUACGUAAGGGUGUGCGUUGCCUAAUGCAUCAAGUAGCACAAAUUGAACGAGAGAAAGACGACUUAAAAAUGCAACUGUCUUCGGCGAGAAAGCAAUUACAAGAUGCGGCUGAUCAGCAGCUAAAGUGUGAAACGAAAGUAUCUAAACUUCAACAAAUGAUCCGACAUCUGCAACAGGAGAAGGGCGAUUUAGAUACUGAACGCAGCAUAAAAGUAUCAGCUUUAAAUGCUUUGGAGGAGAAGUUUAAACAAAAAACUAACGAAUGCCAACAAUUACAUGAGAAGUUGAAUCAAAUCGAAAUGCAAUUGGCUUCGUGUAACGAAGAAAACUCUCAAAAUGAAGAUCGUUUGGAGAAAUGUCGUCAACACGGAGCAAAGUUAGAAAAUGAUAAGAGACACCUUCAGGAAGAACUGGUUAAAACUGAAAGCAGAGCCACGAAAUUAGACCUUCAACGUGUGGCCUUGGAAGGUGACAUUACACGAUUGCAAAUGGCGCUACAAGAAAAAGAAAACAGCAUACGACAGGCUCAAGAACGUUUAGAUAAUCAAAACAAAACGAUGACCCAAUUAGAAGAUCGAUGUUCUUCCUUGAAAGCAUCCUUAGAUCAAAUGAAAGAACGUCUGCAAAAAGCGGCUGUUAUUGAAACAGAGCUAAGAGGGGAAUUGAAAACGGCCCAUAAAGAAUUGUCGGAACAAGGUCAUUCAUCGCAAACGAAUGAAGACAAAUUAAAACUUUUGCAAAAAUCAUUGCAAGCCGGAGAAAAUGAGAAGCGCAUUUUAAGUGAACGAUUAGAAAAAGCCCAACAAAAUUUAAAUGAAUUGAGGCGGGGUCAACAGGCUCAGCUGGAUAGCGUUCAACGUUUACAAGAUCAAAUUAAUGAUCUUGAAGUGCAAAAAUCAACCUUAGAAUCUCAAUUGCGUAUUGCAAAAUGGAGCCAAGAGACCGGUGCUAAAAACAAUGGAAACGCCGUGAAUGGUGACGAAGAAGAACUUGCAAAGCAAUUAAAAACUUCGCAAAGAGAAAAAUCCGAGCUAAGAAAUACGCUUCAGGCAUUACAAAAUAAAGUGCGCCGCUUGGAAAAUGAAAGAAAGAGCAAAUUUUCCGGUAAUAAUUCUUAUGAUCGGUCCGAGAAGGAGGCCGGUGCAAUCAGCUACGAAGGAGGAAUUUAUGAUUCGAAUCGUUUAACAAGUUCCAAUGAUAAUUAUCGCGCAAUCGGCGAUUCAGGUGCCGGCGACGGUGCUACCAACAACGGCUUAUUCAGUUGCGGUCUUGAUCAUGCGGUUAUUGAGCAAGAAAAUCGAGACCUCAGACUAAAAGUCCGACGUUUGGAGACUUUAUUAGCUGAAAAGGAAUCUGAGUUAGCUCGUUGUAAGGCUCGCAUACAUGAUAGCGCUAAAUGUUUGGAUACCGAUAGAUACCGUAAUGCUCAAAUGCACGCGGAAAAAUUACUGGACGCGCGUGAACAAUCUCAUAGACAACAAGUCUUGAGAUUGGAAAAUCAGAUAUCCAUAUUACGUGAACAAUUAGCUCAAGAAGCUAAGCGCCGUCAACAGUAUAUAUUGCGUAGUUCAAAAGCUAAUAGAGAAAUGCAACAUUUACGUAAUACCUUAGGCGAUUCUUUGCGGCAUGUAUCCCAGCACCCAUUGGAUCCCAAUCUCUUAGAAAGUGAAACAAGACGAUUAGAUAAUGUUGUAUCAAUGAGUCUGCCACCUUCUACUUGUCGAGACUACGAAAGAGAUUGAAAUUGCAAAAUGAAAACGACU